This is a messenger RNA of Candoia aspera, 1657 nucleotides long. It is a transcript of the gene C17H11orf68, whose product is annotated as chromosome 17 C11orf68 homolog. The transcript is spliced from 2 exons. The coding region runs from base 286 to 1023 and encodes 245 amino acids. NCBI's taxonomy places the organism in Eukaryota, Metazoa, Chordata, Lepidosauria, Squamata, Candoiidae. The record is from RefSeq and is a predicted model, not a curated record.
CUCCCCAGGCCGUUGCGACGGUAACGUAAGGCGGAGUUGUGAAAGACGAAGCUGCGGCCGGGCUGGGGGCGCGGAGGGGGUCUGACCCCCGCUGUUCGGUUCCCCUCCAGCCGUGAGCCGCCCUGAAAAUGGAAGGGGGUCUCACCAGCACGUAUAAAUGGGUCCUCACGAAUGGCGACCGUCGUAAUCCCGCCCGUUCGGUAACUCUGCCGUAAAGCUGUGGAGUCUCCUGACCGCUUUGCUUGCGUUGCCUUACCACGGCCUUGCAAGGUGCCUUGCCCAACCAUGGCUAGCCAGCAUGACGAGGCUGGGAAGGAUGGGGCCUUUGCGUCGGAGGAUUUGGCCGCUGAAGCCAUGGCGGCAGACAUGGAUUCCUGGGUGGUCUUCGAUGCCCGCAAGACUCCCAGGGCCGAGUUUGAGGAGUGGCUGCAAACCUACCAGCCGUCCCACGUCUCUCGCUUUGGCAACCCAGAGUGCAACCUGGAGCCAGUGGGCUGGAUUGCCGUCUACGGCCCCGGUUUCUGUCCAGAGGGCGGCGACGUCAUCGGGCUUCAGGAGGACUGGGAACGGCUGCAGCUCAGUGGGCGCCACGUGACUUUUGAGUCCGUCAAGGAGCUGGCCCUCAACCGGCGGGUCCUGACGGGCAAGUGGCUGAUGCACCUGGACAGCGGCUUCAAGGUAGACCAUGCGUGGUGCGGCAUUGCCCGGGCGGUCCUCGAAGGGCGCAUCGGGGUGGCCAAGGUGAGCCCCUGCUGCCCUGACUCGGCACGCAAACACGUGAUCUGCGUGUACACGGAUGACUUCACCGACGAGGAGCAGGUGCUGGCAGCCGACUCUGUGAUCCGGGCCACGGGGGUCAAGUGCCUCCUGUCUUACAAGCCGGAUGCUUAUACCUACCUGGGCAUCUACCGCGACAAUCGCUGGCAUCUCUGUCCCACCAUCUACGAAAGCAAGUUUGAUUUGGAGUGUGUUCCCCGCCGCUCCCGUGUCAUCAACAAGGUGAGCAACGCCGAAGUGACUUAAACUCCUGCUUCUGAACGCGUGACAUUCCUGGAGGGAACAGCCCCAGUGCUGGGAACUACAUAUCCCACCGUGCCGUGCUCGCUCGACCCCCUUUUCUCCCAGAGGACACACAAGAAGGUAGAAUGGCCCAACGCAGGCAGGCUGGAUCUGAGCUCGUGUCGAGGGCGUUUCUGCCCUCAGCCGUUGUGGGGCUCUUAAUUCUUGUUGAGAAGCUUCCAAGUCCAUCCUUGUGGCGCGACGUGAGUGGCAUCUGCAUUUGCCAAUCAACUGCUAAACUGUGCGCUGCACUUCCUUGGAGGAACCGAUAGGCUUUGAAACUGUUUGGCUUUUGAUCACAGAAGGUGCCCAAUGGAAGAUCCCUGCCGAUCUUUUUUCUGCAGAAUGCUUCACCAACAGCAGGAGGAGCGACUUGCUGCAGCGUCCGAUUUCUGCCAUCUAGGAAGGCGGGGGGUUAUCAGAAACCGAAUACAGUGGCCGAGAGGGAAGAACGGUGCUUAGACUUUUCGUAGGUGAAACGGAAACCCUCGGCCACAGACGGAGUCUAGUUUUCCUUACCAGCCUUUGCUCAAAAUAAUUGGACUUUAUUUUUGUGGCUCUUGGCUGCGUUCACCUGUAACUAGGCUGAAAAUAAAAG